GGUUGCUGUUAAUUAAGCGCCCAUUUUCGCCCUGGACCACACAGCAAAGCGAGUCAGUCCUUGUAGAAGACCGACACAUCGCCAAAGCAGAGAGACUCUCGGUGUUUCCCUUUGACUUCCUUAGCGGCGAAGCUUGCCGGAACCAGCCCUGCCGGGCAUGGCGACGAUGGAUGAGUCCGGCCGGAAAGGGACCGGCACACAGAGCGUGCAAUCGGAGGCGGCCCUCUUCUCCGUUGUCAAGCCAAGCCAGUCGACGGCGGACUCGCUGCCGUCUCCGGCAAUGGACAGCCUGACGGGGAGGCCAUCAUCGAUGAAGACGGGGCCGGUCGGCCGGAAGACGAGCUUCCGGGUGCGCGAAUGGGCCAAACGGUCCAACUCGAGUCGGACGGCACCGUCGACAGGAACUUCUGCCUCCGAGUCCCUGAAAUCACACAUCAAGCACUUGGGAGGUGGGCGACUCGAACAAGUCGAGGUCCGGGGAACAGCAAACAACACCACCCUCCUCGCGCCGUUUCCGAAGCGGGGGCUGAGGAGCCGGACGAGCUCCAUCGACAGCCGAGUCACCCAGUGGGUUGACUUCUACCCGAGCUCAUCGGAAAGCAGCAACUCCCAGAGCAAGCCCCAGGCUGAUGAUGAUGAUGGGAAGCGGCCCGAUGAUGAGCAACCGGGCCAACAGCAGCGCCAACAGGAGCGUCAACAGGAACGGCGGCGGGAACGACAGUGGGAACGGGCCGGCUCCAAUUCCGAUCUACGGCCAGCACCACUCAGGAUUCCUUCCUCCGAGAGGCGAGGUGGUGCCAGCGCCGACACGCCGCCGUCGAAGCCGCUGGAGCGGAAGGACUCGAAAUGGAAGCCUCUCCCCAUCUUGCCCGCACAGCGAGCCAGCAGAGGUCGCGAGCAGUCCGGGCUUGGGCCGGCACCACCAACACCAACCAAGAGAGCCGAGACACGGGGGCCGCAGGAGCCCGAGCCGGCGGAGCAGCCACCGACCGAACAAGGGAAGGGCGGGCGGAAGGGCGGGCCCUCGAGAUCGGACGAGCCGCAGCCCCUGCCCACGUUCCGCUUCGACUCGGCCCCUCCGACGCCCGACAGCAGCGCAGGCGGUGCUGCCCGGGUGCUUGUGGGGGAGCAGGACUGGGGCCGGCAGGUCGAGGGCGCGCGUGCGCGGCCGGCCGGGGAGCUCCGGGGACCCAAGGGACCCCUCCAAGGCCGGGCGCCGGAGGGGAGAGACGAGAAGGGCACCGGCGGCUCCGGGGCCGUGGGCAUGGACAGCCCGCCGAAACAGGUGGUGCGGCACACCCGCGAGGAGCGGGUCUGGCUGCACGUCAACUACCGGGGCGAGGCCCCCUUCCUGCAGGCAUGGGGCCUGGAUAUCGCCAACCCGGGCGACCGCCUCGAGGGGCUGACCAUUCUCCGGGAACUCAUGCAGGCCGAGGGCGCAGGGGGUGGACCAGAGCGUCGCGAGCACGGGAACGCAGCGUGAUGCUGCUGCUCCUCCUCCUCGUCCUCAGGGACCAGCACGCUGGUAUGAAACCAACGGGCCGCGGUGGCGGGCGGAUGGAAAACUUGGGUGUGAUGGGACACACGGACGGAUGAAGGCGCUGGGCGAUGCUACAUUCAUUGAUUGUGCUGUACUAAACGUGUAAUUUAACUGCUGUCGAAGGAUCACCGAGCCGAGAGGAGGUUCCCUUUCUUAUUUGGUUUUUUUCCCCUCCUUUUCUUUUCUUUUCUUUGAUGUUGUUUCGAGUCUUCAAUAUACCCCUUUUGCCAGCCACCCCAAUAUCCGGCUCCCCCCCUCUGUUAUGCCAGUGGCUCGCUCUCUUGCGGAUAGACCCCAAGACAGAGACAAAGUUGAC
Thermothelomyces thermophilus ATCC 42464 is the source of this 1856-nucleotide messenger RNA. RefSeq lists its product as uncharacterized. The record is from RefSeq and is a predicted model, not a curated record. Lineage: Eukaryota; Fungi; Ascomycota; Sordariomycetes; Sordariales; Chaetomiaceae. The coding region runs from base 167 to 1483 and encodes 438 amino acids. The transcript has 2 exons.